Rattus rattus (black rat) is the source of this 2741-nucleotide messenger RNA. Its product is annotated as zinc finger protein 431-like. The transcript has 4 exons. NCBI's taxonomy places the organism in Eukaryota, Metazoa, Chordata, Mammalia, Rodentia, Muridae. Bases 786 to 1043 code for a protein of 85 amino acids. Gene Ontology annotation, biological process: regulation of DNA-templated transcription. The record is from RefSeq and is a predicted model, not a curated record.
AGAGAGAGAGAGAGAGAGAGAGAAUGUGUGUGAUACUCUGGGUGAGUGUUUGUAUGUGUGUGUGAAUGUUUAUACAAUGAUGCCAUAGCUCUCAGAGAAAUAGCAGGUCCUCUAUGAGCAGUGUCUAUGCUGAAAAGUGACUUUUCCUUGAAGUUUUCUGCAUUUGUGUUAUUUGUCCUUUAUAUCUUUAAAAAUGUUAGCAUUGAUACAUUUAUAUAUUACAUCACAGAUUAUGAUUAAAAGGUAGGACUGGCCCCUGAGCAAUCUAUUGUCAGUGUCAUUUACUUGAUUUUCAGAUAAUACCUUGUAGUACAAGAUGAACAUUCCUGAGGCAUUUCUGUGAACCAUUUUUAUAAUUUACAUGUGUUUCUGCAUGACUUUCAGGUAAGAAUGCCUUUAAAUAUUGAUGCUUUUACAUUUGACCAUGUUCAGAAGAGGAAACAAUAUUCCUAGGCGAUCCUAUGUGGGAACUUAUCCAGAAUCCCUGAGUAAAAUCUCAGUGCUCCCUUUUUUUGAGAAAGGCAUUGCUUUUGAAAUGGCUCCUAUGCUUAUCUUAUGUGACACGGUAAACAAUCUUUCCCAGCUCUUCUGCCUUUCUAUUGAGCUUGAUAUUCUUGGUAGUCACAUCUGGAAUUAACAAAAAUCCAAAGCGUUAGGAACUGUGAGGGAUUUCUCUUCAUUAUACUUUUGGACAUGAGAAAAGUAUUAUUAAUCUGUGUCUUUUCAGGUGAUAAGAAACACCUUUAAACUAGGUUAUAGUUUAUGGAAAUGGCCUGCAGAUAAAGAUGGAUCUGGAUGUACUGACCUAUGAUGAAGUGCAUGUGAAUUUCACUCAGAAAGUGUGGGCAUGGGUGGAUCCUGCUCAGAAGAGUCUCUACCAAUGUUUGAUGCUGGAGACCUGUAGGAAUCUCAGUGCUGUAGGCUACAUUUGGGAAGACCAUACUACUGAAAAAUAUUGUAAAAGUUCUGGAAGACAUGGAAGCCAUGUGAACACAGCGAUAGUGAAAGAAACAGCAUACCUCUCUCUUCUGCAGAACAAUUAGAAGAUGUACAGUACACCCCGCUUUGAGGAGAGUUUCUUAAUGUGGUAAAAGUUUAUAAAUAUUUAGUUUUUGUCCAUUAUUGGGGACAUUUUCACAUUGAAAGUGCUGAAUCACAUCAUAAGAUUAUGGUUAUAGAUGUUUUUUCUGUUUGCAUUGGUUCAUGUUGCAAAUGUAGUAUUCCUCACAAGACAGCAAAAUUUAUGUUCACAGUCAGACUACAAAAACUCUGAGUUCAUCCUCUUCUCUUCAAAUAUGUUAAUAUUCUUUAAGAAAAAAAUUAUGUAAUAAAUAUGAGUAGUGUAAUCAGUUUUCUUCCUAUUCCAUGUAUCUUCAAACAUUCAAGACAACGCAUAAUGAAAGGGACAGAGUUGAAUGUAAACAAAUUGACGUUUUGUUAAGAUCAUAUUGCUCUUUACAAUUAAACAAAAUUUGAAAUAAAUUCACAAAUAUAAAAAGAUUCAUGAAUAUAAUCAAGCUGAGAAAAAAUUUACAUGUGCCAAUUGUAUUUGCAGGUAUGAAAGUUUUACUGGAAAGCAAACCUUUGAUUUUAUUCAAUAUGGUAAAGUCUUUGCAUUUCAGAAUCUUAUCCAAAGGCAUAAUGGAGAGAAGCCCUGUGAAGGUAACCAAUGUGGUAAAGAUUUUGCACAAAGAGUAGUUUCAAAAGACAUAAAAGUACAUAUAAUGGAGAAAAACCUUCUGAAUAUAACCAAUGUUGUAAAGACUUUGUAAGAAGCAGUGUUAUCCGAAAUCAUAAAAGAACAUACACAGGAGAGAAACUCUAUGAAUGUAAUAAAUAUGGUAAAGCCUUUGCACAAAGGAGUAGUUUCAAAAGAUAUAAAAGACCAUGUAAUGGAGAAAAAUGUUAUAAAUGUAAACAAUGUUGUAAAGUCUUUGUACAAAACCAUGAUUCUCCAAAAACAUAAAAGAACCCAUAUAGGACAGAAACCCUAUGAAUGGAACCAAUGUUGUAUAGCCUUUGCACAAAGUGGUCAACUCCAAAGACAUAGAAGAACACAUACAGGAGAGAAACCCUGUGAAUGUAAUAAAUGUGCUAAAGCCUUUGCACAAAAGAGGCAUCUACAAAGACAUAACAGAAACCAUGCAGGAGCAAAACCCUUUAACUGUAACCAAUGUGCCAAAGAUUUUUUCACAAAGCAGUGGUCUCUAAAAUCAAGAGAGAAACAUACAAGAGAGAAACUUUUUGAAUGAAACCAAUGUGGUUUUUAACCACUUUCACAAAGCAGUGACUUCCAAAUACAUAAACAGCAAGAAAACCCGAUGAAUGUCUUAAAUAUUCUGAAGACCUUUCACAUCACAAUCAUCUUCAACUGCAUAAAUGAAUUUGUACUAGAAAGAAAUGCUCUGAGUGUAACUAAUGUGGUAAAGCCUUUGCAUGAAAUAGUCAUUUCCUAGCACAUAAAAUAAUACACACUGCAUAGGAACCCCAUGAAUGUAAGAAAUGUGGUGAACCUUUUGUAAGCCACAGUACUCUUCAAGUAAAUAAAAGAAGACACACUCAAGAAAAACCCUAUGAAUAUAAUCAAUGGGAUUAAGCCUCUGUGUUUGAAUGAGCAAUCAUCUUUCAAAUACAUAAAAGAAGACAAACAGGAGGGAAACCCUAUGAAUGUAAUCAAUGUGUUAAACCCAUCACAUGUCAGUCAUAUUAAAAGGCACAAAAUAAACCAUAGUUUAGAGAAA